GGUCAUUCCGGAACUGUCAAAUUCGUUACCACGUGGGAUUUUUUCGGAUUUUCCUAGCAAAAGUUUAUGUUUAUUUGUUGAAGAAUUUUCUCCAAAAAAAUGACUACAAUUAGUGCGGAGAAGCGUAAAAAUGAUUCGGGAGAAGAAUCCCAAAGUAAGAAGAUUAAGCAGGUAUCAAAGUUUAGUGGAAAAUUUGAAAAAAGACCUUUCAAAGAUGCAAAAACAAGGUUGCCGGGAAAGCCGGGAAAGUUUCAUGGUAAAGGAGAGAGGAAGUUCUCUGCUGAUAAGGGUUUUGUCAAUAAAACUUCAGGACAAGAUAAACAGGAUUGGAAAGCAUAUAAGCAGCAAAAGAAAGAACUACGUAUUAAACGGAAGGAAAAGCAAAAAACCAAGGAUCUCAUGGAUGUAAUGAAUGAAGCUAAGCAAAUCUACGAGAAGUUGAAAUGUAAAACUACCAAGGGAAGAGUGGAGAUGGCUACGAAACUUCACAAUCUCCUCAAGGGUGAUGAUAAGUACAGCAAAAUGGUUUUAAGUCACGAUACAGCUCGUGUUGUCCAGUGCCUUCUAAAAGUAGCUCCGGCAGCAAUUCGGUCAGAGAUUUUUGAGAAGCUCUCAGGGAGCUUACCAUCAAUGGCAAUGUCUAAAUACGCCCAUUUUUGUGUCUUGGCAAUGCUUAAGCAUGGAUCAGCAGAGACACGUGAGCGUUUAAUUGAAGCUCUGUAUGGGAACUACGUAAAGCUCUGUACUCACUCCUUUGGCCACAUCAUUGUCGAUUCCAUUUACAUGACUUGGGCCACUGCUCAGCAGAAAUCGUCAAUGCGACAGGAAUUUUACAGUGAAUUGUACAGAAGAGAUAAGGAUUCCAAAGUGAAAUGUCUGGUGGAUACAUUUAAAGAUGCUCCACACAUGAAAAACGUUGUUCUAGGAACUCUUAAGCAGCACAUUGUGAAGGCUGUUAACAAGAAACUUGUGGACAAUAGUUUGUUCCAUGGAAUUCUUGUGGAAUAUCUGAUGGAGUGUUCAGAGGAGGAUAAACUGGAAAUGGCUAUUGCUUUUAGUGGUCUCUUGGCAUCACUCGCAAGUACACGGGAAGGUACCAGAGCAGCCACUUUGUGUUUUUGGUAUGGGACAGCCAAAGAACGUCGUUCGGCACUGAAGCACCUUAAGGAACAUGUGGAGAAAAUCUGUGUUCAUGAAUUUGGGUAUUAUCUGAUCUUGGCUAUUCUGCACACCAUCGAUGAUACCAAGAUGCUGAAGAAGACCCUUUUGGAUACAAUUGUGAAUAAAGUUGAGGCAGUUGUUCAGCACGAAGGUGGCCGGAAGAUUGUUGAAUGGAUGAUACAGCCAGGAGAUACCAACAAUUUUCAUCCAUCGAUAACGGCUACACUCAACGAAGGUCUCAAGUACUCCAAGAAAGAUGUGGCUGUUCGUCAGACGGAAAUUCUGGAGGCUUGCCAUAGAGAUCUAGUAAAUGCAGUGGCGGCUAAUGCGAAUUUUUGGCUAUCAAAUGGUCAUAUUGCACGAACAACGGCCACUAUUUUGUUGGCCAGAGAGAAUGAAAAAACCCCUGAGGCUUUUCAGAGCUUGGUGAAAGUCAUUAGCAAUCCCAACUGGACACUAGCCCCACUGGAAAAGGCACAAACAGAGGAAAAUGAGGAAUCAGAUGAAGAGAAGCCAAAAAAGAAGAAAUUUAAGAAGGUAAAGAAUCCUUUAGUGAAACAUCAGGUGCUGGAAAUGGCAGAGGAAUGUCCUGUGAUUGGAGUGGAGGAUGCUGGGCUUCACAUUGUGCUGAAAAAAUUGAUCAAGAAUCCAAAUUUUUCCUCAAUUCUUGUAGAAAAUUUGGCAGAGGUUACGUUGGUGAAGUGGCUGCCCAUCAACAGAGCAUGUUUUUUACUGGCUGAUCUCCUGAAGAGCGCCACAGAUUCAGACAAAUUGAGAGAAAUAUUGAGAGAACGCCGGGAUCUGAUUAAAAGUCAAAAAUCCUCUGGAGCGAGUGUAUUGUUAGAGAAAAUUCAAUAAAGUUUUUCUUUUUUAAUGCGA
Messenger RNA from Phlebotomus papatasi, 2040 nucleotides. RefSeq names its product protein penguin (gene peng). Gene Ontology annotation, biological process: regulation of translation. The transcript is spliced from 3 exons. Gene Ontology annotation, cellular component: nucleolus. Gene Ontology annotation, molecular function: mRNA binding. NCBI's taxonomy places the organism in Eukaryota, Metazoa, Arthropoda, Insecta, Diptera, Psychodidae. The record is from RefSeq and is a predicted model, not a curated record. Bases 100 to 2019 code for a protein of 639 amino acids.